AUGAAGCUUGCGUUGAAGACGAUGCGGGCCGAUGAUAAUGUCGGCCGCCGUGUGAACGUCAACUCUGCGACUAUGAAAUGCGACUACUCACAAGUCGACAUUGCAUUUUCGUCGACACACACAUUUGCGUUCUGCCCUCCGUCCGCCAUCUUCAACCCCGUUCCCAAACGCGCGGAAUGCUCGGCGUUGCGCUUGCGCCACGAUGGAACGGGGAAUCGGCAGGUCCUUUCCCUUUUGGUCUUACUCCACUGCUGUCGCGACAUGUUCUGGGCCAUGCUCUGCGCUACCUGCCGCGCUAACGGCGUGUCUCUUUCCCCAUCUCCGAAUCGUUCCUUCCCCCAAUGGCCCUUUGGUUUGGCCGACGCAGCGUCGCUCCUACCCUCGCUUUCUGAUAUUGCCCUGCGGGAACUGUGCUUUGGAAACUGCCGCUUGUAUUCUAUGGGAUGCACCAGAUGGAAGGUGCUGUGA
Molecule: messenger RNA, 468 nt
Organism: Sporothrix schenckii 1099-18
Lineage: Eukaryota; Fungi; Ascomycota; Sordariomycetes; Ophiostomatales; Ophiostomataceae
Exons: 1
Coding region: 1-468 (155 amino acids)
Source: RefSeq, a predicted model, not a curated record